GGGCCGGGCAGGAGGGACGCGGGCUCCGCUGGCGCUGCCGCGGCUUACCCUCCCGGCGCCCCCCCUCCCCAGCUGUGGCCGCGCUCCCCGCGGAGCCUCAGCGCCUGGCCCGAGGCCCCGCCGAAGGUGGCGGCCCCUUUCCCGGCCCAGCGCAGUCGGGCUGGCGUCGGGGAGCUUGCGUGCGAACCCGAGGUGCUGCGCCCGCCUCCUCCCCGGUACUGCCGGGCCCUCCCCGCGCCGCGCUCAGCCUCCGUCCCUCCCUCUCUCGCUGCUCCCUCCGGGCUCGGAGGCGCGGGAGCCGGGCUCGGAGGCGCGGGAGCCGGGCUCGGAGGCGCGGGAGCCGGGCGCCGGGCGCGGAGGCGCGGGAGCCGGGCUCGGAGGCGCGGGAGCCGGGCUCGGAGGCGCCGGACACCUGGGUCCUCGGGCUGGUCGGGAAGAGCCGAGCGGGGAGCAGCCUUCGCCAUGCUGCCGGCGGGAGGCGUCUAUGCCGUGAAGAAAAGGAAAAAGCCGGUGCCGAAGAGUCCCAAGCCACCCACUCCUGAGGGCACCAAGUCCAACCCUUCAAAAAGACACCGGGACCGUCUGAAUCAGGAACUCAACAAACUGACCAACCUGUUGCCCUUUCCUGAGGAUGUCCGGGCCCGGCUGGAUAAACUUUCCAUCCUCAGGCUGGCUGUGGGUUACCUGAAGGUAAAAGGCUACUUCACAGCCAUUUUGAAGAACCUCAGUACAGGUGGGCCAGAUGAGCAAUCUGCAAAUUCCAGAGGAAAUGUCAUGAUACCCCCCCAUUUCACCCAGGAAGCCUUUUCUGAAGGAGACUUGCUUCUUCAGGCUCUCCAUGGAUUUUUCAUUGCAGUCACUGCCGAUGGAUAUAUCUUCUAUGUCUCACCUACUGUUCAGGACUACCUGGGAUUUCAUCAGUCAGACAUCAUUUACCAGAGCGUGUUUGAGCUGAUCCACACCGAUGACAGGGCCAUGUUCCGCUGCCAGCUGCACUGGUCCCUGAACCCCCCAUCAUUCAGGGAAGCGGAGCAGGACUCCAGCUCUCUGCCUGAGAAUGAGAGCCCUCUGAACAACGGCUCUACCGUGUAUGAGCUUGGGCAUCCACUCCCAGAGAAUUCCUCCUUCCUGGACAGAAGCUUUGUCUGCCGAUUCCGCUGUCUACUGGACAAUUCUUCAGGCUUCAUGGCUUUGGAUUUCCAUGGUCGCCUGAAAUUCCUCUAUGGGCAGAAUAAAAAAGCCGAAGAUGGAUCCCUCAUGCCGCCCCAGCUGGCCCUGUUCGCUAUAGCAGUGCCUCUUCAGCCUCUCUCCAUCUUGGAACUCCGAACAAAGAUAUAUAUUUUUCAGACCAAACAUAAGCUGGACUUCACACCAAUGGCUUGUGAUGCUAGAGGGAAGGUGCUUCUGGGUUACACAGAAACUGAACUCUGCAUGAGAGGCUCUGGAUACCAAUUUAUCCAUGCAGCAGACAUGAUGUAUUGUGCUGAAAAACAUGUAAGAAUGAUGAAGAUGGGCGAGAGCGGAAUGACCAUCUUCAGGCUACUGACCAAGAAGGCGGGCUGGCUCUGGGUCCAGUCCAAUGCCAGGCUCGUGUACAAAGGAGGCCAGCCAGACUGUAUCAUCGCUCGGCAGAGGGUGCUUUCCAACGAAGAAGGGGAAGAACAUUUGCACAAGAGGGCCACGUCCCAGCUGCCUUUUAACUUUGCCACGGGGGAAGCCGUCCUGUAUGAGAACAACCUUUCGGGCUUUCUCAGCUCCCUCCCUCCCAAGAAGGGACUCAAGGUAAAGAAAGAAGCUUUUCUUGACCCUGGCGCCGUUGACCCCAAUUCCCUCCUGGGAGCCAUGAUGCAGCAAGACGAAUCUGCGUACGUUUUGAGGACUGUCCCUGCAUCCUCCUCCUCCUUUUCAGAUGACGUGCAAGCCUCUAGGGGAUGGGGGGCUAAUGACAAAAAUGGGAAGAUCAUAAAAGACAAGACGGAUUCCCUGUUGACUGUCAUUGAGACGUUAUUUGAGAGAAAUGAGUCUGAGAGUGAUAUCUUCAAAGCCAGUCAGAACCCGGAUGGCGACGCCCUGGGAUCACAGAAGUGGGAGGAAAGCGUGUUUCUGGUGAACCCAAUGGCGUCCCCAAGUCCCCAGGGAAGACUGCAGCCAGGAGUGCCCUCCUGCAGGGACGAGGUGGGACUCUUGCCAGGGAGCAGGAAGUAUGGGGACCUUCCACCACUGGACAGCACGACAUCCUUGCCGUCCCUGAGGCACCAGGCUCCGCUGCGGGGGCCCUCGCAUCAAACCCCUCCAAUGAACCCAUUUCAGUGCUUACGUAUGAAUUCCCCCAACGAGAAGGAUGCGGGCCAUUCUUGGGAACACCACUGGCCUUCCAUGGGUCCUGAUCCACUUGUCCAUUUAUCACCGGGAUUGCAGGACAUGUUACCUGAUUUACCCCAGCAGAUCGAUGGGCAGAGCCACGAGGGUCCUUUGACCUUUGGAACGUGCCCAAAUGCCAUGAUUACCCCUGAGAUACAAGCAGCAUCCAGCCAACAAAACCCUGUUUCCUUGCAGCAGACCAGUUGUCUUCCCCGGGAAACCAGCUUAGCCAGCUCCGCGGCGGCGUGGCCCCCCAUGUGCACGCUUGCUUUGGAGAAGGUGGCGCGGCCCACCUCUGGGUGUGGCGUCUCCACCCAGUCGGGUCAGCUCGGGCCACGGGCACUCGAUACCCAGUGGCUGGAUCCAGAGCCUGCAGGGAUCUCCGUCCCUCAGGGACCACCCCAGGGUACCAAGCCCAGAAGUGGGGUGGGCUCUCUGACCCUGGGAGAGCCCAUGGAGGUGGACCCACAAUUCCAAACAUACCCCCUUGGAAGCCACGGGCCUGGCCUGUGGGUUUCUUCAGGGUGGGCUGACUUCCCUCCAGGGGGCACGCGAGGCAGGGGGAUUCCCGACCCACAGCAGGCCCAGGGGAUGAUGUCGCCGUGCUUUGGCCAACAGGCCGGUCCUCCGCAGGGUCAUCAGCUGCCCAGGGCCUGUUCUUCCUAUUGGCCAACCCAGCAGCAACCGCCGGCCUCGGGCCCGGAUAUUUAUGGCAAGCAAGGAGGGUUCUCGGCCCAGCCUGAGCGGCCUUUGGUGGAAGGGACCGACCGUGCCGGGGGGCCCUUGGGCGGGGCAGCUCAGGGACAUUGUGGGGCGCCCCUGGCGGGAGUGGCAGGACCCAGCCUCCAUCGCCAGACUGCCUCGGGUCGGGGCGCCAGUGGCCAGAGGCAGGGGAUGCUCCAGGGUAUCCCAAGCUCCUCUGCUUCUCCCCCGUGGCUGAGCCAAUGCUCUCUCCCCUCUCCGGAAUAUCCCAGCGGGGAAGGGGACCCGUGUCCUCGGGCGCCUCCGGGAGCCCGCCUCGGGGCCAGCAGGACACCGGCAGAAGCCUCACCAUCUCACCCAGACAGACUCGGCCGCUCGGCCCCUGGGAGGGAAGCCAGGCUGGGGCGCAGCUGGAGUCUCCCCGCCCAUCCCUCGUGCCCUCCCUUCUCCCACGCGUCAGCGUUAGGGCAGCCCGAGCAUCGGCCGGUUCCCAGUCACGGUGUCCACAGCAAGCCAAGCCAUCAGAAGGAAGAGUCUGGUACCACAGGAUUUCCUACUGCCGUCUAUUCUCCCAGAACUCAGUUUACCUCAAGCUCUGAGGUCAAAUCACACCAUCCUCCUUGGGACUAAUUUGUGUGUGUGUGUGUUUGUGUGUGUGUGUGUGUGUGUGUGUGUGUGUGUGCACAUGCUUUAAUAACAAUUGUUUUUCUGGAACUGGAGUUUCUGAAGCUUUUCAAUGGAUAUGCAAAUAGUGCUGUAAUUAAAAACAAAACACUUCUCCCUGUGCACAAAUCUCUAUUUCUAUAAUCAGUCAUUCUGGAUCCUGGAGAUUCCCCAUUUUUCUUUUAUAUUACACUUUUUUUACUUAUAUAGAGAUGUAGGUCAUCCUCAUGAUUAUUUCCUGUUCAUUCCUUGGAAGCAAAGAAUUCUACUAGAAUCAGGAAGACAAAGAAUCAGCAAAAAAGGAUAAGGAAAAUGACAUAAGCUGUAGGAGCCUUCUUUUAUUCGAGUGAAAUGAAUUCUUCUUGCGCCUGAGAUCUUAUCCCAGUUCUUUUCAUUUCCUCUCCCAGAUUUAAGCAGAUAAACAUAAAUGGGAAAAGAACAUGGAAACCUAUGCUGUCAACGGUGGAAGGUGAUUGGACAAAGCCAUUGUUUGCACAAGGAAUAUCUUCUGGUUCUGCCAACAUGGCAUGGGGAAAGUCCCCCAAAUCAAGAUUUUUAGCAACUAAGAUAGAACCUAGAUACCUAACACUCAUCAUGAAAUCAUUUCAACUACUGUAAAAAUGGGAAACACCUGGCAAAAUCCUCCCCAUCAUUGGACAGAAUGUUCAAGGGGCAGUGGAAAAUUUGGAUACACUUUUCUUCAUUUCAGUUCAAGCAGCUUUUAUUGGGCAACUACUGUGUGCCAGG
Messenger RNA from Sarcophilus harrisii (Tasmanian devil), 4473 nucleotides. RefSeq lists its product as uncharacterized. NCBI's taxonomy places the organism in Eukaryota, Metazoa, Chordata, Mammalia, Dasyuromorphia, Dasyuridae. The record is from RefSeq and is a predicted model, not a curated record. Bases 463 to 3693 code for a protein of 1076 amino acids. Gene Ontology annotation, molecular function: transcription cis-regulatory region binding; nuclear receptor activity; protein dimerization activity. Gene Ontology annotation, biological process: regulation of transcription by RNA polymerase II. The transcript is spliced from 11 exons. Gene Ontology annotation, cellular component: aryl hydrocarbon receptor complex; nucleus.